AUGAAUUCGAUCCGCCAAGUACAGGCGCUCAAUAAGCGCGAGCUGGAACACGCUAUACCGCCGGAGGCGUCAUGGCAUGCGGACUACCGUGACACCGCGUAUAUCUACAUUGGAGGACUUCCAUUCGAUUUGACAGAGGGCGAUGUCGUUACAAUCUGCUCUCAGUACGGGGAACCGGUCUAUGUCAACCUCAUCCGGGACAAGGAAACGGGCAAAAGCAAAGGCUUCGCGUUUCUCAAAUACGAAGACCAGCGCAGCACAGACCUUGCGGUGGAUAACCUGGGCGGUGCAACAGUUCUAGGCCGUAUGUUGCGAGUGGACCAUACACGGUAUAAGCGACGCGACGACGAGGAGGAGGGGGACAAUGUCGCAAAGCUGAUGGGUGAUGCGGUGGCCACCGAGAACACCGGAGACAAGCCUGGCGGCCGACGCGAAGGGUCUGCCAAUCGCGAAGAGAAGCGGCCAUUGUUGAAGGAGGAGAAAGAAUUACAGGAACUGAUUCAAAACCAUGAUGACGAAGAUCCGAUGAAAGAAUAUCUCAUCGAGGCAAAGAAGGAAGAGGUUGCGCGUGCAGUCGAGAAGUACAGGGGGAGCGACAAGAAGUCAUCCCGGCGACGAGAUGACAGCAGGGAGCGUUCGAGCCGACACAGUCGUCGACAUCGGUCUCGCGAGCGCGAGCACAGACACCGAGAUGACCGUUCGAGAGAGAGGACGACUCGACGUCGGUCGACGGAUCGUGAGAGGAGAUCCCACAGAGAUCGAACACCGGUGAUGUCUCGCUCGGAACGUGAUCGCGAAGAUCGCUCCCCGGCCCGUGAGAAAGGGCUGCAGCGUCGAUCAGAGGAAAGGUCUAGAAGAGAUCGGACAUCCAGAUCACGCUCGCCUCAGUCACGGAGACACCGGAGUGACCGAGGCCGAGAUGAUCGCCGUUGA
This is a messenger RNA of Penicillium odoratum, 933 nucleotides long. RefSeq names its product IST3 family RNA-binding protein. Bases 1 to 933 code for a protein of 310 amino acids. NCBI's taxonomy places the organism in Eukaryota, Fungi, Ascomycota, Eurotiomycetes, Eurotiales, Aspergillaceae. The transcript has 2 exons. Gene Ontology annotation, molecular function: RNA binding. The record is from RefSeq and is a predicted model, not a curated record. Gene Ontology annotation, biological process: mRNA splicing, via spliceosome. Gene Ontology annotation, cellular component: catalytic step 2 spliceosome; U2 snRNP; precatalytic spliceosome.